Messenger RNA from Notolabrus celidotus (New Zealand spotty), 1626 nucleotides. It is a transcript of the gene lrrc61, whose product is annotated as leucine rich repeat containing 61. Lineage: Eukaryota; Metazoa; Chordata; Actinopteri; Labriformes; Labridae. The record is from RefSeq and is a predicted model, not a curated record. Bases 356 to 1141 code for a protein of 261 amino acids. Gene Ontology annotation, molecular function: protein binding. The transcript is spliced from 9 exons.
AAAAUCCUACAGAGGAAUAUUUUCACUAGUUUUGCAAUAAGAACAAAACUUUUAAUUAGACCUGUUGCACAGAAGCGAUACAUAAAUCCGAAAGCAUUUCCCCAGCCCCGUCUCCAUCUCUCCCCGCCGUCUGCACAGUGUUUGUUCCUCGCUGGACUGCAGAGACUGAGGUCCGUCUAAUCCACCUGCGUGCUUGAGCAGCAGCACUACAGUGUGCGUGUCCUGACUACACCCCAGGACAGAUGCCAAUUUCACACUCCCGUUAAACAACCACCCUCUUGCCUUCCCACCGCCAGGUUAAAAAACCUCGCUUUAAUUGCGACAGAGAGCUCUCUGAGUAUCAAAGUAGUGUGCGAUGGACUCUAAGCGAGAUAAAGAGCAAGAUGCAGACGUAGAGAAGAUAACAGCGGUGCUGCUCAAGGCACGGACAGGAGAGUUUGAUUUGGAAUCAAUACUGUUUCUCAAAUUGAGAGGUCUUGGAGUACAUGAUCUUGGAUGCAUUGGGGAGUGUAUGAGUUUAGAGAGACUGGACCUCUCUGGAAAUAACGUCUCUAACUUAAAUGCUCUAACAUCCCUUCGGCUUCUGUCUGUACUCAAUUUGUCGGCCAACAGGAUCUCCAAUAUAGACCCCCUGCGCAACUGUGAGAGUUUACAGCACCUAAAUGUGGCUGGUAAUAUCAUCUCCAGCAUUGAGAACCUUCACUGCCUUCAAUCUUUGAAAAAACUAGAAAAUAUUCGUUUUAAAGACAACACUUACAAUUACAGUAAUCCAAUUUGCAGGAGCUCAUCAUAUAGAAACAUAAUUCUUGAUAUGUUCCCCAACAUCAAGGUGCUGGAUGGUGAAAGAGUUGUUGGACGUGGGAGUGACUUGUACCAAUUAUGCAAAGAUAUUGAUGAUACCAUUAAAGCUGGAUUAUACAAGAAUGGACAGCUUGUUGAACACACCGAAUGCAAACCAUGGGUGGAAGAUAAUUAUUGGGAGAUAAAGCGAUCAACCAAUGCCAUUAUUGAUGAAGCCUACAAACAGUUUAAUGAUGUUCUCCAUGAAUGCAGACUCCUCAACAACAGAGCCACUCAUGUUAUUUCACAAACAGAAAAAUCAAUGAGCCUGAAGAAGCAGCCAAAACAAUAUGCCAUUUAAGUGGGGCUAUUUUGGACACAUUUGUGUGCAACAUUUAGCAACUUUUUGUUGUAUGAAUUAUCAUGCCUAAUGUCUUGUAGGUUUUUCCAAUUGCUCAGCUAUAUCCAAAUGCUUGAUAAGUAUCAUUGCCAGACACACAUGCCCUGUGCUGCAGUGUGAGGUAUUUAUUGAAUUUCUAUUUCAUCCUAUGCAUUGGAUUACUGAUGAUACAUGUGAGUGGUAUGAAAACCUUUAUCCAUUCUGACACCAUUCAGUUUGGUUGAAAGAUGUCUUUACUUGCACAGUGUGCAUUUUGUACCAUGUUGUAGCCUGUAUUUAUGCCGAGAGCAGUGCUUUUACCAUGUUGCAUUGCUGGAUAAUUUUGGGAGUCGAUGUGUCCCAUGCUGUAUGCUUUCUAUGUAUGUUGAGCUUUUGCAAAACCCAAUCGAAUGAUUGUUUGAGCUGUUUCUACUUGUUUUAUACCAUAAAAUUUAUUAUGUGUAUUA